Messenger RNA from Sphaerodactylus townsendi, 3663 nucleotides. RefSeq names its product acyl-CoA synthetase family member 3 (gene ACSF3). NCBI's taxonomy places the organism in Eukaryota, Metazoa, Chordata, Lepidosauria, Squamata, Sphaerodactylidae. The record is from RefSeq and is a predicted model, not a curated record. Gene Ontology annotation, molecular function: medium-chain fatty acid-CoA ligase activity. The transcript has 10 exons. Bases 1560 to 3317 code for a protein of 585 amino acids. Gene Ontology annotation, biological process: fatty acid metabolic process.
CCCCCCCCCGGCUCCAACUUAAUGUUGUUCUUGAACAUUUUAUGCUGAUAGAAACUAGCCCACCAAAAGUUAACAUUUUAUAUCUCUCGUAUAAUUUUGAAGCAGUUGGACUUAGCAGCAUGACAGGGACCAUUUAUUCCGAGCCCAGAGCCACGGUGCUUAUCUGGCUGGAUACAGCUGCAGAACUGCCUCGCGUGUGUCAAUGAUAACAGUGAGAAAUUAGCUAAAUUAAAGAAACGGAGCCUCGGGUUUAUAUAGUAAUAUGCCACUAGCCCAUAAAGUGGAUUAGACUCCUCUGCAUCCCUGUGGUGUGUUUCGAAAGGGAAUUAGGCACCCUUUCACAAGCAGAACGGCUAAAGAGUGUUGAAAAAAUAACCUGUGCCAGGUGAUCUUGCGCGUGUGCCCUUGGUAGGCAUAAUCAGACAGAAGCUGGCUUCGAGAGAAGAAAGGGUGCAAAGGUGCAAGCCCUCCAUUGGUGCAGGACACAUUUGGUUCAAAUCCCACAGAGCUUCCCGGGUUAAGUUAGCAUCUUCUUUGAAUCUGGCUGAAAAAGUGGAUGAGGAUAAUGUGAACAAUUUUUUUGGGUUUUUAGGUGAGAACUGGGGGAGAGAAGGUGUACAGCUCGGCACAGGUGCCCGCAUACAUUUUGGUGGCAGCACUGGAUAUUGCCAAAAAGCCAAACCUUGUUCCAUGAUGCAGAGACUCUCAAAAUACUUUCAGUUUUAAGCAGAAUUUUAAUUGCAGGGCGGUUAUAAACGGCUCUAUAAAUCCCUCCGGCUGCCUGUGAGCCCAGCCAGUCUUUCACGUUUCUUCCACUCAGGCCUUGCUUAGACUUUGAGCUUAUAAUAUCCCACGGCUAUGUCUUCCCCCAGAUGAAUCCACUGGAAGCUGGAAAACAUUGCAAACCUUCCCCUUCGGCUAUCUGUUUUGUGCCCGUGCUUUCUGCUGGGUUAUUUCACUUCCUCCAUUUAUUGCCAUGGAAAGACUGAGCCCCGUUUGUUUCCUGCCCAUCAGCCUCAAAGCCUUUGUGGUUCACUAUAAGUACGUAAAGAGAAUUUGCUGCCUUGGGCCCGGGGCCCUUCUGUCCUGGCAGAGUGAGCAGCCAUGUGAGAGCACAAAGCCCACUGACAGGGGGUGAGGGCAACAGUUCUUCUCCACUCUUGUUCUCCUGCAACUGAGAUUCAAAGGUAUGCUGCCUUUGAGCAUGGAAGUUCCAUUUGGCCAUGAUCUACAUAUCCUCCAUGCCUCUCAGCCCAUUUGGCUAUCAUGGCUAAUAGCCAAACCCAUCCUCGGUAGAUUCAUGCAACUCUUUUGGGUGGUGUCCAUUUCCACAUCCUGUGGCAGUCAGUUCCACAAGGCAAUUGCCCUCUGAGAAAAGGAAGACUUCCUUUCAUUUGCGUUGAUUUGUCUACCUAUCGGCUUCACAGGUGACCCAAGUUCUAGUAUUGUGGGCAUCUUGUGGACUGUCUCUCUGGUUCCACUUCAAGGCGGAUCAUUCACAGGGAUCUUUGAUUUCUUUUUAUCUAGUGUUGCAUCUGGACAAGAGACUCAGGGGUGAAAUGUUGCGCCCCUUGAUAUUUUCUGGCAGAAUCUGCAGAGUCCAGUUUCUUGCUUGCAGCCUUUCUCCUUGGGGAAGGUGCUCCUCGGGACUCAGGUGGGCUUUCUGUGUCCACAGAGGCCUGCAUACCGGCAGGACAGUCUGUUAUGGGCAGGUUGCCCCAAUCUUCACCAGAGCCUGGGCCUUUGGGGAGAGAGUCGCCAUCAUUGAUGAGAAUGGCAAGCAUACCUACAAGGACCUGUACGCACGGAGCCUCCUCUUGUCCCAGCAACUCUGCCAGAAGCUGGGAUGCACCAGCGGAGACCUGAACGGUGAGCGGAUUUCGUUCCUGUGCCCCAAUGAUGCCUCCUACGUAACUGCCCAGUGGGCUGCGUGGAUGAGUGGGGGCGUAGCUGUCCCUCUCUAUAGGAAGCACCCUGCUUCAGAGCUGGAGUAUUUCAUCAAGGACUCUCAGAGCGCUCUCCUGGUUGUUGAGGAAAGUUACCUGGAGAAGAUGGCCCCCAGUGCUGAUGGGCUCCGGGUGCCCAUUCUGCCCCUUCCACAGUCUGGGAAGUGCUCACCAGUUGAAGAAUCCCUCUUGGAAGCCAGGUGCCCCAUUUCAGAGUGGAAAGACAGAGGAGCAAUGAUCAUUUACACAAGCGGCACCACCGGGAAACCCAAAGGAGUCCUCAGCACUCACCAGAAUGUGCAGGCGGUGAUAACUGGGCUUGUUGAUAAAUGGCAGUGGACAAAGGAUGAUGUUAUUCUGCAUGUGCUGCCUCUGCACCACGUCCACGGGGUGGUCAACAAGCUGCUGUGCCCACUAUGGGUGGGCGCCACGUGCAUCAUGCUCCCUGAAUUCAGUGCACAGGCGGUCUGGGGGCGGUUCCUGGACCCGCAAGCGCCCAGGGUCAGCGUGUUCAUGGCAGUGCCAACCAUUUACGCUAAGCUGACAGAAUACUACGACAAGCACUUCUGCCAGCCUCACGUCCAGGAUUUCAUUCGUGCCGUCUGCCAGGACAACAUUCGACUGAUGGUCUCAGGGUCUGCAGCCCUACCUGUUCCCAUCCUGGAGAGGUGGAGGAGCAUCACCGGCCACACGCUGCUGGAGAGGUACGGGAUGACAGAGGUCGGGAUGGCACUUUCCAACCCACUGCACGGAGCCCGGGUCCCAGGAUCGGUGGGGACGCCACUGCCAGGAGUGAAGGUCUGCAUUGCCACCGAGAGCUCACAGCGGGACGGCUCCCCUUACACAGUCCACGCUGAAGGUGAUGAGCAUAGCACCCAGGUGACCCCAGGUAUGGAAGGCAAAGAAGGGGAGCUGUUUGUGAAGGGUCCUACGGUGUUUCGGGAAUACUGGAACAGAGCGAAGGAGACCAGAGACGCCUUUACGCCAGACGGCUGGUUCAAAACAGGUGACACAGCCGUGUAUAAGGAGGGCACCUACUGGAUCAGAGGCCGGACCUCUGUGGACAUCAUCAAAAGUGGCGGCUACAAAAUCAGCGCCCUCGAAGUUGAGCGCCUCCUGCUGGCUCACCCCAGCAUUGCUGAUGUGGCCGUGAUUGGCGUCCCAGACGUGACGUGGGGUCAGAGAGUCAGUGCUGUGGUGAAACUCCGGGAGGGCAAGACCAUGUCUCUGAAGGAACUGAAGGACUGGGCCAGGGAGUCCAUGGCAUCCUAUUCCAUCCCCUCCGAACUGCUCCUGGUGGAGGAGAUUCCACGCAACCAGAUGGGCAAAGUGGACAAGAAGCAACUUCUCAAGCAGUUCUACUCCUCUUAGCCUUGGCAGCCACCCGCGGGAGUCCACCGGCACGGCCACGCUUCCCGGAAGACCCCUUAUGGGCUGCAGGAGCAUCGUGGGAGACGCUCAGAGGGGCUUUGCACGGACACACUUGGCUGUCCUCCUGCGCAGCGUCCUGACUGCACGCCCGUGUGAUGGCCGGCCUGCAGCUCAUCAGUCUCAAGGACAGACACUGGCUGGGACCAGUCUUUGUAGUACGGAAACAAAUAAACUGGUUUUCCUCUCCUCUCCGAGCAGUGGCGUAGGAGGUUAAGAGCUCGUGUAUCUAAUCUGGAGGAACCGGGUUUGAUUCCCAGCUCUGCUGCCUGAGCUGUGGAGGCUUAUC